AUGGGUCUCCAGUUACGGCCUGCCAUGGCGCCCGCGACUGAUGUGACUGCGAGUGCCCAAGAUGUGGGUGAAAAUCGCUGGGAAGAGUUGGCACAGAAACUCUGGCUGCAGAAAGUGCCUACCAAAGCAAAACCAGAACUGAUCACGACCGCGAUUUGGGAACCCUUGCAACAAGAGGCAUUCUCCUUGCGCUCACUCGCUCUUCUGGAAAGCCUCCAGAUCCUCGAAAGAUUCCUGUGGCCGACCUUCUCGACGGAUGCUUCGAACCACCACGUCAUUCUCAUCGCCUUCUUCUUCAACGUCAAACAACGAGCAAAUUUGCAAGACUGGGCUCUUUUCGCAGAGCGACCUCAAGAUUUCUCGGCGUUGUUCCGUCGAAUCCUUUCCCUCAAUCUCGAUUCCUCUCUAGACGUCUCUUCUCGUUUGUCCGUCCUCAAUUUUGUCAUCGGUGCAUUUCAGUCGCUCGAAACCGACCAGGUUCGCAAGGAAUGCGCCCCACUCGUUUCGGUUUCGAUAUGGCAUAACCUACACAACGAUUCCGCAAGGAACAAGCUAUUGGAUUCCAGUUCAAGCAGGAAAAAGGCCUGGAAGGCCGCUCAAAGACGUUACGAAGGCGCAGACCAAGAAGCCCAGGCUCGGCUGCGGUUCGAUCGAGCAUGGCUAUAUUCCAUGCUGGUCGCGUUCUUUGGUCGGCUGAACAACCCAAAGAUGGCAACUUCUCAAGAAAUUAUCUAUUGCGAACGGUUUCUAGAGUUUCUGGUCGACCUCGUCAGUCAGCUACCUACCAGACGCUAUACGAACCCGCUUCUACGAGAUCUCAAUACCUUGGCAGUCAUCAGAACAUCGAAACUGAUUGCGAGGGACGACGCUGCCCUACUCCGAGAUCUUGUAAGUCUCUUCGAUCAUUUCCAGAGCUUUGCAGUCGACGAUAUGGGUAACUCCGAAUCCGAAAACGAUGGGACUCGAAAGACGCACUAUGAAGCAUUAGCGCGCUUGCAACGUGUUGCUUUACAGCAUUUCGAGAAUAAAUUAAAAGUCCUCGCUCUCUCAAAUUAUGGAUCUAUCGACAAUCGCAGCGACUUAGAAUCACAUUUUGUCGCCCUCUCGGACGCAGAGAUGGAAAGCCUCUGUCAGCACCUUGGUUUUCGAACAGCUUAUCCUACGGCUGCCGCGAUUUCGGCCAACCGAGCUGUCCUCCUUGAGACUCUCUUGUCAUCGUUUUCAAAACCUCGAGAUUUUCAGGAAGUUGUGACUAAAUUCUCAAUUCUACCAACUGAAAGCUCAUUGUAUGACGCUAGAUUACUCAGGAACGAACAAUACGAUGGCUCUCGACCAUUGGGUUUCCCAAAAUUGAAUCUGCAGUAUCUAACACUAAGCGACUUUAUGUGGAGAUCUUUCCAGCUAUAUCAAACCGAAGCAUUUUACGGCAUCCGAAAAGACAUGGAAAGCGUCAUCAAGCGUAUGAAGCCAAAAACAAGCAGAGAUCGAGCCAGCACGAUGUUUGAAGGUUUCUCAAGGAUGGCUCUGCCCAUCAACAGCCCUGCCAUAAUCGAGGUCGGUGCACCCAAAGUCGGUGAAUUAAAACCUAGCUUCGUUCGAGCGGAGGCAAUUCUAGAUGUCAGUCGGUUGACGGACCAGAUGAGAAGAGAAUGGGACAGCUUGAGGCCUCAUGACGUGGUGUUUCUGCUCGCAGUCAAACCUACUGAUGAUACUCGUGCCCUUACGAAUGGCCAUUCUGGUGAUUCAGAAGGAGAGCAAAGACCAUUCGUGGCCUUGAGGUCCGCCGAAGUUGUACAAGUUUUGGAUGAUAACGGAAGACCCUUAAGAGAGCAAAAGUCGAAUGGAGAUGCUCCGAGAGCGCGAAGGAGAAGGUUGCUCUUGGACUUGGAUGCUUCGGCUUAUUUCAAAGACAAGGGUCGGCUUGCACGGGGAGGUAAAGACAUCACCGCCUCUUUGAACGUUCUUGUUCGAAGGCAAGGCCGCGAGAACAACUUUAAACCCGUGUUGGAAACUAUACAAAAGCUCGUUUCUGCUCAAACUUCACUGCCAUCAUGGCUUCAAGAAGUUUACCUUGGCUACGGUGAUCCGAAAGAGGCUUCCCUCCAAGCCCUACCCAACAGGGUUGACUCGAUCGACUAUCUGGAUACCUUCUUGGACUGGGAACACCUUACGGAGGGCUUCCAAGGAAAAGUUAUUGAAGCCGCCCCUGGAUACGAAGCGCCUUUCAACGGCCCGUACGUUCUUAAGUCGUCACCACAAGAGUUUAAUGUCCCUCCUACAAAUCCAAAGAAACGGCGCAGAGAGCAAAUGGAACAAGACUCGUCGACAAUCGUAGUGUCUUCAUACAAACCACCAAAUACUGGACCAUAUCCGAUGGAUAUUGCCAAAAAGAAUGCCGUUCGCUUCACCCCAAAACAAGUUGAAGCGAUUGCAUCGGGGGUACAACCUGGCCUUACGGUCAUAGUUGGGCCACCAGGGACUGGCAAGACAGAUGUGGCUACCCAGACUAUUAAUCUUUUGUACCACAACUUCCCAUCAGAACGCAUCCUCCUUGUCGCGCACAGCAAUCAGGCGCUCAACCAGCUUUUCCAGAAGAUUAUUGCCCUUGACAUUGACCCUCGGCAUUUGCUACGCCUGGGUCAUGGCGAGGAAGAGCUAGAGGCCGAAGCCUCCUACAGCAAAUAUGGGCGCGUCGAGUCCUUCCUAGAGAACCGUCAGUCCUAUCUGGCCGAAAUCAACCGACUGGCAGCUUCAAUUGGUGCUGAAGGAGCUCAUGGCAGUUCAUGUGAGACUGCUGAGUAUUUUAAUCAGGUCUUUAUCAAGCCUGCGUGGGCGCGGUUCUGGGAUGCUGCUGACGCAACAGAUGCAGCUGUGGCAGAUGUUCUGGCGGCGUUCCCUUUCUACAACUACUUCAAAAACGCUCCAGUUCCAGCAUUGUUCCCACCUGAUUGCUCCUUUGAAGAGGCUCGUGAUAUUGCCUCUGGUUGUCAACACCACAUUAACAAGAUUUUUUCAGAGCUCGAGUCGAUCAGGCCUUUCGAAAUUCUGCGCAAUAGUCGUGACCAGGCCAAUCACCUUCUGGUGAAGGAAGCUCGAAUUAUCGCAAUGACCUCGACUCAUGCCGCCAUACGCAGGUCAGAAAUCGCAGAGCUUGGUUUCCAUUAUGAUACAUUGAUCAUGGAAGAAGCAGCUCAAAUCACGGAAAUUGAAUCAUUCAUCCCUUGUGCAAUGCAAGACCCCGACUUGAAGACCGGAGAGCUGCCUCUGAAACGAAUAAUGCUCGUUGGAGAUCAUCUCCAGAAUUCUCCCGUCAUUCAAAAUCAAGCCCUACGCCAGUAUGCGAAAUUUGAACAGUCUCUCUUCCUCCGCUUCGUGCGCUUGGGAGUGCCUACAAUACAUCUUGACAAACAAGGUCGUUGUCGGCCCUCUAUUGCAGAAUUAUUCAGAUGGCGCUAUGAUGACCUUGGCAACUUGCCGCAUUUGCUAAACCACCCUGAUUUUGCUCGAGCCAACGCAGGUUUCCGGUACGACUUUCAGUUCAUUGACGUUCCAGACUACCAAGGACAGGGAGAGCGCGAGCCGACACCUCAUUUCAUCCAGAAUCUCGGAGAAGCCGAAUACACAGUUGCUUUGUAUCAAUACAUGCGGCUACUUGGCUACCCAGCACGCAGCAUCACAGUUUUGACCACUUACGCAGGCCAACGAGCUUUGAUUCGCGAUGUCCUCGAACACAGAUGUAAGAACAACAAGCUUUUUGGACUGCCUCGAAUCGUUACCACUGUGGACAAAUACCAAGGUGAACAAAAUGACUAUGUGAUUGUGUCAAUGACCCGAACACGGUCUGUCGGUUAUCUACGGGACAUUCGCCGACUUACUGUUGCACUAUCACGCGCGAGAUUGGGACUGUACAUACUUGGCAGACGGGAACUGUUCGAAACAUGCUAUGAGAUGAAGCCAGCAAUGGAAUUGUUGAUGCAGCGACCGGAUAAACUUGUCCUGACCACCGGCGAGAUGUUUCCGACUAAGCGGCAAAUGGAAGACGAUGUCCAGGGCACGGAGAUGGAAGGCGUGGAACAUUUGGGACAAUAUGUCUAUGAAAUGACGCAGGCUAAGAUGAAGGCUCUGGGGGGCAAGGUCACAACAGACCGCACUGAAGAAGUUGAAGCUGGAGUCGGAGAAGAAGGCGAGGAAGAAGUGAGCGUUGCUGCUGAAGAGGAUCCUUUGCUUGAAGCUGCGUAGAUUAGGUUUAAUGAUACCCUUAGUUGAAAUGGGUUUCUCUUUGGCUGGCUGUCUUUGUGUUUAUACAGUAUUUCUACCUGAAACAAUGAU
Exophiala oligosperma is the source of this 4329-nucleotide messenger RNA. RefSeq lists its product as uncharacterized. The transcript has a single exon. Gene Ontology annotation, cellular component: catalytic step 2 spliceosome. Gene Ontology annotation, biological process: mRNA splicing, via spliceosome. Gene Ontology annotation, molecular function: mRNA binding; helicase activity. The record is from RefSeq and is a predicted model, not a curated record. Lineage: Eukaryota; Fungi; Ascomycota; Eurotiomycetes; Chaetothyriales; Herpotrichiellaceae. The coding region runs from base 1 to 4239 and encodes 1412 amino acids.